Molecule: messenger RNA, 2543 nt
Organism: Xiphophorus hellerii (green swordtail)
Lineage: Eukaryota; Metazoa; Chordata; Actinopteri; Cyprinodontiformes; Poeciliidae
Gene: neil3
Product: nei-like DNA glycosylase 3
Exons: 10
Coding region: 129-1901 (590 amino acids)
Biological process (GO): base-excision repair
Cellular component (GO): nucleus
Molecular function (GO): DNA-(apurinic or apyrimidinic site) endonuclease activity; DNA N-glycosylase activity; damaged DNA binding
Source: RefSeq, a predicted model, not a curated record
GUGAAUCGUAUGGCGGGCAAAUAAACGUCAACAAACGCUUAGGAGCUGCUUAUCUGAACUUUUAGUGGGUAUUUGAACUUUGGCUGGUUCUGAAUUGGUUCGACUGGUUCCGGGUUGUGUUCAGCAGGAUGGUGGAAGGUCCAGGCUGCACGUUAAACGGAGAGAAGAUCCGCUCGAAGGUCCGGACGGGUCAGAAAGUGAAGGAAGUCAGGGGCACUUUGGCUGCGUCAGCUAGAAACGGCACAGAGACGAAUGUCUUCCACAGUUUCUCUGGAUGUCAGUACACAGGUGUGGAAACUCUUGGGAAGGAGCUCUUCAUGUACUUCGGCUUAAGAGCCUUGAGAAUCCACUUCGGCAUGAAUGGAUCGAUGCGUAUAAAUCCGGCUCAGAGGAAGGUUGUAGAGGGCUCUGCAGCAGCGCUAGAAAUACGCCUUAGCGACGACACUGUGGCCUUCUAUGACAGCGCAGUGGAAAUAAGGUUGACGGAGGAUUGCGAGCAGAAGGUCAGGGCCAUGGAGAGUCUGGAUGUGUGCUCCUCCAGGUUCUGCUGCUCCCGCUCCGAAGAGGCGGUGAGGAGCCAGGGUAGCAGGAUGCUCUGCGACGUUCUCCUAGACCAAGCCGUCAUGCCGGGAGUCGGCAACAUCAUUAAAAACGAAGCCCUGUUUGACUCGGGCCUCCACCCAGCCGUGAAGGUUCAACAGUUGACACACGUUCAAACCCAGCAUUUAGUGAAGAUGACUCGUGAUUUUACUCUUUUGUUUUACAAGUGUCGCAAAUCUGGCUCUCCUCUCUACAAACAUUACAAAGUCUACAAGCGUCCCCAUUGUGGCCAGUGCUCCCAUGUCAUUACAGUCUGUCGUCUCGGAGACAACGGCAGGAUGACGUACUUCUGUGAGCGCUGUCAGAAGGGAGAUCCCACCGGGGUGGACGUCAGUGCGCUCCCAGUUAGAAACAGCCUCAUCGGUUGGGCGCUUCACGACAGAACCAGGAAUGAUGUGGCUAAGAAGGAGGAAGAGGACUGGGCUUGUCAACUCUGUACGCUCAUCAACCAGCCAGAAGCCAGAGCCUGUGAUGCCUGCCUCACUCCAAAACCUGAGGUUCACAAAGACGACAUUAGCACUGAAGCAUCGCCCUUCACUGCUGAUUUAAUUAAAUACCCCUGCAACGCCUUCAGGAAGCCGCGAGAGGAGCUCAAAGUCAACUGGAGGUCUGCGUUCGGGACUUCCACCCUCGUUUUCUCCGACAUGACUGAGAAGCCAAAGCCCGUAAAGUCCCCGCUCUCCCCAGCCGGCAGUCAUUUGAAUUCCUUGGCGGCAGAACGAGGUUUGUAUAAAAACAGCUUCUGCCAAGGGACAACAAGCGCCAAUUAUGCCUCUGGUGGCUGGCAGAAGCAAAGUGCAGAGCUCUCCAAGGGGGAAUCACUGGCCUCCUACACUCACCCUUCCAAGAAAAUGAGAAUUGAUCACAGCCCCCUUCCCAGUAACAAAGCUCAAAAUGGAACCCCCAACUCAGGUGUGUGCAGAACAGAGGCGGCAAACACUGCAGCCUCCAUUCCUCCCAGUCCCCCUUGUUGCUCAUCCCAUCGUCGUCCCUCCGUCCUCAGAGUGGUCCACAAGGAGGGUGAGAAUAAAGGACGACGGUUUUAUUCCUGCUCCCUGCCAAGAGAGAACAAGUGCAACUUCUUUCAGUGGGCUGAUUUGCACUUUCCUUUUUGUCACCAUGGGAAACGCUGUUUAAUGAGGACGGUUCUGAAGCUGGGUCCAAACAAUGGCAGGAAUUUCUACACCUGCAGCUUUCAAAAGGGUAAACAAUGCGACUUUUUCCAGUGGGCCGAGGACAGACCAGGACUUUCCAUGGCUGCUAACUCAUCAAAGCCCCACAGGUGCAUCUCAAUACAUUAGAACAAUCAUAGAAAAUCUCUAUUUCAGUCCCUGAAAUCAAAAUGUGAAACUAAGAUGUUACAUACACAUAAGGCGAUAUAUUUCUGGUUAUUUACAGUUUUUGAAAAUGUAAAAAAAGAGACUCCAGGAACUCUGAAUCUCCAGACUGAAAUGCAAAACUUACUUUGUUCUACAUGAAAGACCUUGAAACCAGUUCAGUCUUUCAGAUGUAAUGAUGUCUCUGGUUCUUAACACACUUCAGUUCUUGCUCAUGUCAUGGAUUUGUCUGUGUGACUUCAGUCACAGUCAGUGUUUUCUGAAAGUCUUUAAAGACCUGAAAUCUUUCCCUAUUGAUUGCAAACCUUCUGCUAACAAACCUUUUCCUUCCCCUAAACUUUCAAUUUCAUUAGUAUGGUUGAAUCCUGAAGUCCUGACAUUCAUCUUCUUUAGGAGCAACAUUUUGUUGGUUGCCCUCCUUGUGCAGAGUGUUGGUGACUUCUCUGUUAGUAAUUCUUAACAAAAAAUAUAAUAUUACUUUUACUUGUUUGAUGCAAUACUGAAAUAUACAUGCAUAUAAAAACAAGUUGAAACAUUUUGAAUGAAUCUAUAAUAAUUAGUUUCUUUGUGGUGUGAAUUUGAAAUUAAUAAAAUGUUUGAUGAUGA